UAACCUCACCUGGUGUCUGGUUCUGUCUGUUUACAUCCUCAGCUAAUAUACUGGCUGUCAUCAGCAUGUCAAGAGAGAAUGAAUGAAUAGCGAUGAGUCAGUGAUUUGGUUGAGGGGCUGGGGGCUUACAGUGCUGCUCGAAGGCAAUGUUGACAGACCUGUUGCACUCGAGAAACUUGAGACACUUUCUCCUGUUGUUCUCACACCGCCUCGCGCUGAUUUACAUACAUCCACGCUCAACAGCCUGACAUAUGUCAUCUGUUGAGUCCAAUUAAGUUUAUUAAGGUUGAACAUGCAUAUUAGGGAAUGAUUUGAUUUAACAUACCACGUCAAUAAGUGUCACAUCACAAGUAUGUGCUGUUUCAUUUGAGAUUAUAGCUUUGCAGUGCACACUCAGCCACAGUGUUUGGGAGAGGAAAACAUCUUCAUCCUUUGAUCCGUUUGAUUAAGUUAAUUCUUUACUCAUACAGUGUCAGCAAAGCAAAGAAGUGGCAACUCCUUUCAACAAAGAAUUCUUGAUUAAUUGGCUCAAGAAGAGUGGUGUAGAUUUUACUAAAAGGCCAAUAAAAUGCCCAAGGCAUACAUGUGAGUGGAUGUAGCAUGUAGUGAGCGUUCAUUUUUGUGACUCGAGGCUUAUAUCUAUUUGACCUUUAAAAGACUAGGACAAAGGCUGCCUUUGUUAUUUUACAUGCAAAGUGUUUUUUUUAACUUAUUUCAAAUAUUCAAACAUUCUUGUUUGAACCAAAAGAGGAAGUUGAUGGUCAUCAGGUAUGCAGGCAGGGCGUGUCACCUGAGAGUGACGUGGGAGCAGACAGGUGUGAAUAAUGUGUUGAUGUGUCGGGAGUCGUCACUCCCUCCAGCAUUCCAGCUCACAAACUCGCAGCCACACAGCUCCAAGCCUCAGUAAAGUCUUCCAACAUCACUUCCUCUCAAUACUCACAGAGACUGGAGGAGAUUUACAGCGCACUCACAUGGUGUCCAACCACCAGGACUGGAUAAAGCUAGUUUUUGUGUUGGACUGUAAUUCCUGGAUUCUGUUAGUGUUGUGGAUAUGGGAGGCAGAGAGGAGGUUGUGGUGAGCAGGCUGGGGUCCACCAUGCCGUUUCCACGCACCAGGUUGAGGUUCAGGCUCGGUCCUUCCCUGAGCCCAGCAAGGAAUAUGCGAGUGAUACCAUCUUCCCACAAGAAAAAAGCCAGAAAUCCCAGCCCCACCGAGAUGAGCGUGGAGCCCUGGGCCAACCCGCAGGACCAGGCAGCCGCUGAGCACGCACACAGCACGCACGAGCCACCCUCUCAAGAUCAGGAGCAGCACCCCGAUAAACUCUGCCUGGACUCGUUCUGGAGUGAGGUGGAGACCAUCCGACAGGGGAGUGGCUACACAGACCUCGACUGCACCAGGAGAGAUUCGAGACAGUCAGAAGAGGGCGAACAGGAGGAGCAGUGGUUGGCUGAUGCAGGAUUGUCGAACCUCAUCAGUGAGGACAGUGAGGAUGUAGACAAAGCGGUGCUCCUGUCCACUCUGACCAGGACCCAGGCUGAGGCCGUCCAGCGUCGUCUGGAUUCCUACACGCUGUCCCUCCGAAAGAGGAACAAACCGGCACCGCGCGACGUCCGUGACGUCUUCAACUCCCCCAUUGCUCAGACCCUACUGCCUGAGUCCCAGCAUAGUGAAGACCUCGACCAAAACAGCAUGGCAUCGGUAGCCAAAACAGCACUAUCAGCUGUGACACCAGAGCAUCAGCGAGGUGCCCCUAAAGAGGAAUUUUUCAUCACCGAUGUGGCCUAUUGCGAACAGGCUGUCAUCUUCCUCAAACAGGCCAAACUGCCGCAGAACAACAGCCAACGCAGGAAAGAGGACGGCACCCUGCCCCGGGUGAUCUGCCCCAAGUGCCGUUUAGGAGUGACUCGUAUUCAGGAUCUCUCCCACACUGACAUGAAGAAGGUACGUCAGUUGGCUCUCAUCGACAUGACGGCGCUGUGCGACCUCUUAGAGCUGGAAGUCAAAAGGCAAAAAACCGGCAAGAGGAAAAUCCCAGAGAGCACGCUCUUCGGGGUGCCGCUGGCCACGCUGCUGGAGAAUGAUCAGAAAAUCAAGCCCAACACCUCGAUUCCUCUCUUCCUGCAGGCAUUGUUGUCCUUUUUGGAGAAGAAAGGAGUUGAUUCAGAGGGGAUUCUGCGUGUUCCAGGAUCUCAGUCCAGAAUAAAGCUGCUGCAGCAGAACUUGGAUACCAGCUUCUACUCAGGGCACUUCAGCUGGGAUGAGGUGAGUCCAAACGACGCUGCAGCACUGCUCAAGAAGUUCAUCCGGGAAUUGCCGGCCCCUCUGCUCACUGCCGAGUACCUCAACACCUUCAGCGCUGUCAGAGACAUUACAGAGCUGAAGCAGAAACUCCACAUGUUGAACCUGCUCAUCCUGCUGCUGCCUGAGCCCAACAGGAACACACUGAAGGUCCUCCUCGACUUCCUCAGUAAGGUGGUUUCCAGGGAGAAGAGGAACAGGAUGAACCUGUGGGCCGUAGCCACCAUCAUGGCUCCCAACCUCUUCCUCCACAAGGCUGUCCCCAGCAGACUGACUGAAGGGGCAGAGAAAGGACAUGCAGAGAAGGCGGCUGAUGUCAUGAGGCUCCUCAUCCGCUACCAGGACCUGCUCUGGACGAUUCCUAAUUUCCUCAUGAGCCAGGUGCGUAAGGUGAAUGAGAACAGUAACCGGCGUUACCAGUUCUACGAUCGCCGCAUCAAGAACCUGCUGAGGAAGAUCCACACAGACAGCCGGGAAAAACCUGAUAAAAACACCUCACAGCUAUGCCGUACAGUGAAGAUCCAGGUUGGCGAUGUGGUGAACGGCACCAUGGAGUAUGAGCUCAACAUCAAUUCCCGAGCCUCAGACCUGCUCGCUCAGUUUCACCGCCAGUCCCUCGGAGGCCUCGAAAAUGGAAAGGGAAAAAUGCGAAGAAACGGCUCUGUGGCAUAUCCAGACUGUGCCCUCUACGAAGUGGGAGGGAAUAUUGGUGAGCAUUGCCUGGAUCCCGACACACACCUUCUGGAUUUGUACAACAGUAACCAUGGGGGAGAGUGGAUCAUCAAAGUGAAACCCAACGCCAGCAGAGGGCUGUGAAGGCUGGCCAGACAGAUUGAAGAACAGCUCGCUGAAGAAGGCAGAGCAUAACAAAAGAUCAGAUCCACGCAGCCCUCUCUGCUUGUCCUCUUCCUCCUUGGAGCAACAUGGGAGAAGGAGACAGAUGGGGGAAGCAGACAGAAAUAUGUGGUGAAUCUGCCAGGAGCAGAGCCUCAAAAGUGUCUUGACCAGAUGAACAUACACUACCAUUUUUCUCCCUCUCUCUCUUUCUUUCUUCUUCCUCAUUCUUCUCCUGCAUUUCCCCAGGGCUGCCAUGCUGCAAGCAUAAAGCAGCUGAUGUGACUCAUUACUUCUGACAGAGAUCCUACUGCAUAGACAACAAAGGAGAGAAAGUGACAGUGCAGUCGUCUUUUUUCAUCUCUGACCAUGAGCAGAUGGAGAUGCAGAGCACUUCUGGCUAUAGAGAGCCCAAUCCCACUCCUUUUCCAGGCCAGCCAGCCAACCAGCCAGCGUGUUUUCUAUUGUGGGUUUCAUUCAUCAGUCUUUUGCUAAAACCCAAAACAAGAGUUUUCUGCCCGUAUUCUUUGCUAAAGUGGUGUCUAACCGUGUGUUGGACAGUGAAUUUUAAACACUCAUUUAUUCUGAGAUUGAACAAAUGUCCAGCUGCUAAAUGGGUCUUGUUGUUGCAACAGCUCUGUUAAUGUUCAACGACUUCGGCACUAGGGACCGAGCUGCAUAGUUCUUAGACUGUGUAUACUUGAAAGACUCUGUAUAUUGACAGGUUUCAAUUCAAUAUCACUCUCAGAUUUUAUCAAUCAUCAGUCAGUGCAGUGCCUGUAUGUAUGUGUCAGGGCAGCUUUUAGCAAAUAGUCAAAAGUUUGAUGCAGCGGCUUUCAUCCAGUCGCUGCACUGCACUCUCCCUGCCUCCAGUCUGUUGUCAUGAACUUGUAUAAAAUCCAAUAGAAUCUCAAUUAUGCAUAUACAAGACUGAGCAAAAUCUACUUGGAGAAAUCAGGUUUCUCAGAUUUCUCCACCCCAGUUACAGAUACAUGAAAUCAGCUUACUGGAGAAAGAUCCAAGUGCAUGUAAACACACUAAUUGACACAAGACUCCAGUAUCGUGUUCUGCAUUUUUAAAUAAAAUUCUGAUGAUUAAAAACCAACAAUGAAAGACAACGCACUAAAAAGCAAAAGCUGGUGGAACAGAGGCUAAACUGGAAAUUAACCUCAGCUCAUUUCAGCUGAUCGAUCCUUCUCAUUUGCCUCUUGUCUCCUGCUCACAUGGUCUCUCCAUUGACAGUUUUCUGGCUCAGAUGUUUUGAUCACAGUGUAAACAAAGACUUCUCUAUAUUGACUUCUUUUUUUUGUCUGUGCCAUUCUAAGAGGGAAAGACACACAGAUGAACUGAUAUCCCCCCUUAUCUGUGAAUUCCUGCCAUCUCCUGGGCCUUAUAAAAAUCCAUAGACUUCCAAGGACCCCUGACUGUAUGGAACAGCGUUCAAAGACCGAGGGAUUUGGUGUCACAACCUCAAAGAUAGUUACUGCACCUCCAAAGGGAGUUGUUAAGGACACACAGUGCAUGAAGCUGGUCUUCAGUUUUCAUUUUUAAGCACGUGAAUCGAACCGAAAGUGCUGAAGUGACUCUUGGGGAUAUGCUGGGAUUAUUGUUAUUUAUAUGAAUGUACUGUAUUGCUGUUACUUCUGUAUUUGUUGAGUAUUCUGUAGCCUAGAGAGACUUCAGGAGUCUCACUCUGCACUCAUUGCAACAGUAUGUUGUGUUAAGUCACCCAUACUAAGUGUGGGAAUUUGCAGUGUUCUUGUACAUAUUUCUUUGUGAUUUUUUAUGGAUCCCCUUUCUUCAGUUUCUUCUGAACAGUACAGUAGGAUAAAGUCCAUGUGUAAAUAUUGCUCAUUCGUACCCUCUGCUGUGAAGAAGCACUGAAAUCACUGCAGUAAGACUGUGUGAGGAGACUGUCUGUGUGUGUGUGUGUGAAGUAUUCCAAACACAGACAAGCAGCGAAUGAAUGUGUUAAACAUAUUGUGACGAUUGUCAGAUGUGAAUCAUUUACUCCUAGCAAUCGGAGCCAUGUUGGUGCACUGCGGCCAUUUUGUGGGAAGUGACUCGUACACUCCGCUCAAUAGAUGGAGUAAUGACAGCCGGCCCAGCACCAACAUCCAUCACCACCCUCUGCUCCAUCUCUGUCACCUCCCAAUAAUGGGCAAUAAUGGCAGUGUGGUGCAUGCAUCAGAAACGCACAGAGGAAUCACAUUUCUUUGAUAAAGGAGAAGGUAAUAAAUGGCUGUUAUAAAUUCUGCUGCCCUGGAACCAGUGACAGCAGUGGUGUGUCUGUGUGUGUGCGUGCAUGUGUGUGAUGAGCCUCAUUACGCAAGUCCAAUUGGCCUGUCCCAGGGUCCCAGGCACAGUUCAGUGCCUCGGCACAAAGCGAGCUGAUGGGACUGCCUUCUGCUGACAAUCAGGAGAACUAGGUCACCUCUGAAGCAGCAUCCCAGAGGGCAAAGCAGUGCGAGUCCAAACACCCUGAGGAGCCAAGCACAUGGACACGUAUUGUCCAAACAGACCUGACACAGCGACGUGAUGCAACGUCAUCAAAAACAGGCGGCAUAGGUUCACACACUGCACCCAUUUUCUCUUGAUGCUGUGUUUGUACAUAUGUGACUGUUUGUGUGUGAGAGGAAAAGAGGAAGCUAAGUUUGGAGAAGGUAUCUCUGAAACAGUGUUAUCUAUAUAAUUACCCGGGGAGACUAAAUGAUGGACAAUUGCAGGAUUAUUUGUUUUCUGCCCUGAACAGUGUGGUUAUGGACCUCUUAUUGUCUUCAUUUGUCCCCAACUUUUAUUGUGAUGAAGAUUUUAGACGUCAGUCAGCAGACGUCAGAAUGUAUAUUUAUGCCCUUUACUCAAGUCACUGUUUUUCAUACAUCUGUGAAAAUACCGUAGUCUCUUCUGUAGAAAGAAAAACUUUUGAAAAAUGUCCCUUUUUUGUCAAUAAAUGUGAAUGUAAUAUUGA
Messenger RNA from Scatophagus argus, 6101 nucleotides. RefSeq names its product rho GTPase-activating protein 40. The transcript has 15 exons. The record is from RefSeq and is a predicted model, not a curated record. NCBI's taxonomy places the organism in Eukaryota, Metazoa, Chordata, Actinopteri, Scatophagidae. Gene Ontology annotation, cellular component: cytoplasm. The coding region runs from base 1052 to 3115 and encodes 687 amino acids. Gene Ontology annotation, biological process: signal transduction; regulation of actin filament polymerization; regulation of small GTPase mediated signal transduction. Gene Ontology annotation, molecular function: GTPase activator activity.